AGAGCAUCCUCAAAAUUCGCCACUCCAGCAGGACCGUAUGGAAGUGUGUCGUAUGGAAUUUCCGCUGAGAAAUGUGAGCUGACAGCAUGACCUCCUACAGUGCUGCUACUUCUUGGGCUUCCUACGCUACGGCAACAGAUCGGGCUUCGCCUCAUACGCCUGAUUUCUCAGGGCAUUUCUGCAACUUGAACUGCAUAGCUAAAAAUCACCAUCGAGUGAAAACCUUUAGCGUGGUCGCUUGUGGCGGAUUACUUUAUGAACCCCACGUCGAAACGAUGAUAUGUGGCUGCGAUUUCGGCAAACGGAUCCAUGGACAAGAAGGCAACCAAGAAGGCGCGGAACCUGAACAUGGGGAAGAGAAGAAAGCUCCUGUGCCUCCAGGUCCACCAUCUAGAAACCUACCUCCGCAAGAUAAAGAAGACAAUCAGGCACCCACGGCUAGCGACUUCGUUGCUGAGACGGCGAAUCACAUCGGGACCAUAGUAGACGGUGAAGACAAGUCCUCGUCCAGGAAGAAAAGCAUCGAGAAGAGAGACUACGUAGAAUCUGCGUGUGUCACUCAGAAACACGCCUCCAUUCCUUGCUCACCCAAGGAAAACAAUUAUGUGUUCAUAGACGUCAUUCAGGAUCUUCCCACUGCACAUUGUUCAGGGCUAAGAGUACAAUCAUGCAAGUCCGCGUAUAGUGCUCCCCUUGACGUCACGAGCAGUACUGAUUGCUCAUGCCCCAUGUACGAGAUUAACAAAGGCUCAAAUUACCACGAUGGUACCAAGCAGGAUGGCAGCAGCAGCCGACUUCCCUGCAUUUCAAGGAGCGUGGAUGACGGCAGUCCUGUGAAGGCUGUCAGAAAACUGAUCACUAGGCGGCGUGAGGUCGUGUUCGACUUGAACUUGCCGGAAGGGAUUCGUGUCAACCGAAGAGGACACCUCAUUGAAGACAGAGGCGUAUCCGCGGAAGACACUUAUUUCGAAUUGAACACGCGUCCAAUCGUACGGGAGUAUCCUGCGCCACUUUCUACUAAUAUUCCGCCUACUUCCUUAAUGAGCUUCCACCAACGAGAAACGCUAGCGCGUAUUACAGCAGGGACAUCAUCUCCAGAUCAACCAGCAUGUAACGAACCGUGCCAGAGACAUGUUCCAAUUGGGUCCUUCAACCCAAGAUGCACGAUUGCACACGCAGACGCUGAGCAUGAAGAAGGGAAGAGCGCCGCCCAAGCACGCCACGGCCUGCCACAGCCAAUAAAUGAUCAAAAUAGCCAGUACAUGCUCAAUACGUCAACCUCUGGUGCGACUAUAGCUGUCCUCCCUUCCAUGAGGCUUAGCACCAACACAAAUUCCAAUCGCGACCCAACGUUCAUCGAUUCUAGGUCUCAACAACUGGUUCAGGAUCAGGUUAUGGAUCAUGUGCAUUGUGCAUCCUGCAUGCACCGGAAUGGUCAUGCCACGAAGUGUUCAAGAGGAAAUAUGAUAAAGUAUUCUAGUGCCUGCUGUUCCGGAUCCAAGGACACCCAUCACGAUAGGGCGCAUGUGCCGACAUAUCUUCCUAAUGAAAAAUGUGCAAGGAAACUGGAGAGUAGCUGCCACCACAACGAGGGCAGCGGCCCCUUAAAAACUGGCGCCCAAGGACAGCCACUCCCCGACCUUACAAGCCCGAAGGGCUGCCAUGUCUCUGAAAACGAGCGUAGGUCUAUGAAAGCUACUGUUAACGAUACUGAUCAUGCGGGUAUAAUUCACACUGUCCGUCAUAGCAAUGAGCCAUCCGUUUGUAUCUCCCCAGCAUUUCAACAGCAGUCGACGUGCUCUCAUCCUAGAUAUGGCCAAGUUAGGCAGACGGGUUCCCUGCACUGUCUACAUCCGAAAGAAAUAACUACCUCGACCCGCACCGUAGAUGCAUGUCAUCAGCGAGGAGCGACAGCCGCAAUCCCAACUACACGUUGCCUUGUUCAUGGUACGGUCGGCGUAAAGUACAAUUCGGCACAAAACAUCCACAACGGAGUGCAGCUUGAAAUGAAACCCAAGUCAACGCGUCGCCAACAAAACUUACGUAAGUCUGGAGGGAACGAAGCCACACGGUACGUCCAAGCGAAAUCUCAGAUGUCACCCAGAAUAUUUGGGACUGCGGGUGAGGACAUUGCAAGUCCCAAUGAACCUCAAGAUAGCCCACCUGGGGCAUCAAUAUAUUACGAGCAAAAACCGCUUGUUGUCGUGUACGAGGAGGCUACUGAUCAACCAAGCUACAUAGCGUAUAUUCGUUCAGAGGAUCCAUCCGCUCCUGUCUAUCUGCAAAAUGGGCCCAUCUCUAAUCAACUUGAAAAUCUCGGUACCUUGGGUUCCAAUGUAAAAUUUGAUAUACUACCAACGUCUCCCGUUACGGUUAUUUUGGAUGUCAUAUUGAAGAAAGACGGGCUUCAAAGUGACGGAGAGUUGACGGAGGUGACGGAGAAGUCCGACAAAGAAGUUGAGGUCGACGGAGAAGUCCGACUGUGUGACACCACCUGCGUUAGCCCCGGCACAGCAGCUCCAAACGUCCGUCGCUGUUGAAGCAGUCACGAUCCACGGGUAAAUGCCUGCAAACAUAGCUCAAGGGAAAGGUCCACGAUCAAUUAUAGAUAAUCAUACUGCCGGCGACUACCUUUCAGCCGCUGCGCGAGAUCUAAAUAUCGCAAUAGUUUAUGUCAACAACCUGUUGCAUUCUGCCCAAUAAAUCAUCUUAAGUUGU
Molecule: messenger RNA, 2718 nt
Organism: Ornithodoros turicata
Lineage: Eukaryota; Metazoa; Arthropoda; Arachnida; Ixodida; Argasidae
Exons: 5
Coding region: 87-2540 (817 amino acids)
Source: RefSeq, a predicted model, not a curated record